AUGUGCGGCAUUUUCGCCUACGUUGGGGAUCGACAGGCUCUUCCUUGUCUUAUCAAGGCGCUUAAACGCUUGGAGUACAGAGGUUACGAUUCAGCAGGUGUGGGAAUCCAUAAUGGUAAGGAGUUGAAGAUCGCCAAGAAGGUCGGCAAGGUCGCUAACCUCGAGGCUUACUGUGGUGGUGUCAACAACCCGGAGUACGCCGGUACCAUGGGUAUUGCUCAUACUCGUUGGGCUACCCAUGGCGCUCCCACCGACGCCAACGCUCAUCCUCACUUCACCGAGGAUCACAAGGUUGCUGUGGUCCAUAAUGGUAUCAUCGAGAACUACGCCAGUCUUCGUGAGGAGCUUAUCAGUAAAGGGUAUCAUUUCACCUCAGAGACUGACACUGAGCUCCUCGCUCACUUGGUCGCUGAUAUUCGUAAGCAGAUGGGUCCCGAGCCCUCAUGGUCUGUGGUUGUUUCCUGCGCAUUGGCGAACGUCACUGGUACUUACGGUGUUGUCUUCACCUUCGAGGAUGAGCCUGAUCUAUUGAUCGGUGCUCGCAAGGGUUCUCCUCUUAUCUUGGGUGUUGGCGAUGGCGAGUACAUGCUUGCCUCCGAUGCCUCUGCGGUUGUCGAGUACACUAAGGAUGUUGUCUACAUUCGUGAUGGUGAGCUUGUUGAGGUCCGCAGAUCCGGAUACCGUGUGAGGAACAUGGCCGUGAUCAGCGAGCGUCGCAUGUCGGUUGAUGAGGAUAUCGACCACAACCCGUUGGUAGAAUUGGAGUUAUCUCUCGAGCAGAUCGAGAAAGGCGGUUAUCCUCACUUCAUGCUCAAGGAGAUCAUGGAUCAAGCUAAAUGCCUGGAGAACUCUUGUCGCGGUCGACUUUAUCGGUUGAGUGAGGCAACUGGUAUACCAGCGGAUUCCAUUUCUAAGAAGUGGGGCAUCCGUUUGGGUGGUCUAGAUGUUACUAUAGAUGGGAAGAAUCGUACGGCGUUGGAGACCAUCGCUAGUGCCAGUCGCAUCAUCAUAUGUGCUUGUGCUGGCUCGUAUNNNNUCGCCUCCACCAAGGCCUUCACUUCGCAAGUUAUGGUCUUGACCCUCUUGGCUCUGCGUUUAGCUAUGUGCCGGAAGACAAUUGAUGCUGAGUAUUUUGAUACUCUAUGCGAUCAGCUAUCUGAGUUCCCUAAGACCAUCGAGAAGGUUCUGAAGCUCAAUGGCAAGGUCAAGGACCUCUCUAGGUUCUUCCGUUUGGCUCAGAACUUCCUCUUCUUAGGCCGUGGUAUCCACUAUCCCGUCGCCUUGGAAGGUGCUCUAAAGUUGAAGGAGAUAUCUUACAUUCAUGCUGAGGGGUAUCCUGCUGCUGAGAUGAAACAUGGUCCCAUCGCUUUGAUUGAUCGUUUAAUGCCUGUUGUCUGCAUCGCUCCUAAGAGUGAUCCGACGUAUGAUAAGGUUAAGGCGAACAUCGAGGAAGUAAAAGCCCGUAAUGGUGAUCUCGUCAUUCUUACCGAGGAGGGAAACUAUGACUUGGAUAAGUUUGCUGGCGACAAGGACUUCAUCAUCCGCAUGCCGAUUGUUGAUAUUGUGUUGCAGCCUAUUGUUUUCACCAUACCGUUGCAAAUGCUUUCUUAUUAUGUUGCCGAUCUUCGUGGAUGUUCUAUUGACCAACCCAAGAAUCUUGCUAAGUCUGUUACUGUCGAAUAA
Molecule: messenger RNA, 1683 nt
Organism: Perkinsus marinus ATCC 50983
Lineage: Eukaryota; Perkinsozoa; Perkinsida; Perkinsidae
Exons: 3
Coding region: 1-1683 (560 amino acids)
Biological process (GO): fructose 6-phosphate metabolic process; protein N-linked glycosylation; UDP-N-acetylglucosamine metabolic process
Cellular component (GO): cytosol
Molecular function (GO): carbohydrate derivative binding; L-glutamine:D-fructose-6-phosphate transaminase (isomerizing) activity
Source: RefSeq, a predicted model, not a curated record